Molecule: messenger RNA, 1095 nt
Organism: Dioszegia hungarica
Lineage: Eukaryota; Fungi; Basidiomycota; Tremellomycetes; Tremellales; Bulleribasidiaceae
Exons: 1
Coding region: 1-1095 (364 amino acids)
Molecular function (GO): protein binding
Source: RefSeq, a predicted model, not a curated record
AUGCCUACCUCACUCCCUCCCCUAGCUCGAGCCAUUCCCCAUAUCCCAUUCCCCGUCGAGGUAUACGCCAUCAUCAUCGGAUUUCUCGACAAGCCGGAACUCGCGGUCUGCGGUCGCGUCUCUCGCUCCUUCUAUACCCUCGCUACGGCCCUUCUGUACCGGAGUAUCGAUAUUGAGAGCGCUACGGACAACCCUCUCUUCAGCUUCGAUACCCCUAGCGCGAGCAAGGUGAGGGUCGGAAAAGAAAGUGGGCGCGCGAAGAAGGGCCGAACGAAGGCGAGGGGGGUUGUCGCUGGCUCGACUACAGUCCCCCUCGUCCCUCUUCCGGAUCGGUUCUCAUACACCAAGGACCUCACCAUCGGCACCCACUACAAAUACGACUGUCCGUCUCUUCCGGUACUCAAUAUGCCCAACCUCACGACCCUUCACAUCCGCGGCUGGUGUCUCGACCUCUGCCUCCCCGAACCUCCGUUUCACUUUCUCGACAUGGGCUUUGCGCCUCGUGGACACGCCCUCACCCCCAAACCAACCCCGUGCUGCCCAUCCAUUACCAGCCUCCGCCCCUCCCGCCUCGUCUUCAACGCUCCCAGCAUGUCCGCAAUGGGCUUAUGGCCUUCCGCUAGCAACUCAUUUCCCCCACCCUGGGUCACCGAACUGGUCGUCCCGUACACGGUCAGGAUCAACACCAUCAGGGAUGGCAAUGUCGCCCAUGGGGUCCUCGGUAGUCUGCCCGAUACGGUGCGGAAGCUCAGCAUCGUGCUGAAGGAAGGGGAUGGUGGCUGGGACCAGGGGCUUUUCCUCAUGGCUAUGGUGCGGAUAGACGGGGUGGAGCUGGCUCCUCUAACCCCGUCAAGUCUAUGGAAGAGGAUUGCGGGACUAAGCAGGGGCCAGGCGCAGGUGGUGGAGUACAUCGGGGUGGAGACGAUCCAGGCGGGACAUCGGGGAAUCUCGACCGACGGUAUCACGCGGGAGAUCAGGGAUGCGGUCAAGGAGCGUGGGGUUGCGGCGGGUUGGGAGGUGGCAAAGGCGGAAGCAAGGGCAGAGGGGAUUAUCUUUACCACCAAGGAGGAGUACGAGAAGCGGCAGAUGGAGUAG